CUUCCUGCCACACUCCUGCCACAGCCCCUUCAGCUGCUGUCAGAAAGCCAGAGGAAUCUGGCAGUCCCAGAAGGUCCAGCUGCUGUGCUGAAGGGCCGCUGUCUCCCGCUCCUCCAGCUGCCCUGCAGCUCCCCAGCCCUCUCUGAGCACUAGGCAGAGGCUGCAGGGGCAGGUCCCUGGCCGAGCACCACGGGCAGCAGCGAGGCAGCACGGCUGGGUACUUUGGGUAACUCCUGGACACUUGGGUCUGCUGCGUGGUGCCGUAUGUUGGUACAUGUGGGGGGAUGGAUUGUAGGAGAAUAGAGAUGGUGCUGAAGGUAAUCUCGCCCCUGGGGAGUUGCAGCUGUACUGAUUACCAAAGAGUAGGAACAGGCCUGCCCUUAAUGGGGCACAGCUGUGUCCAAUAGGAUGGGUGUUAUCAAAGAGUGGGUGAGCUGGUGGAGAGGAGAGCUGGAGUUUGUUGGCUGGGCUGUGAGGAGGAAGGGUCAGGCGGUCAUGCAGAAGAAAGAGAAAAGGAGUCAGUGUUGCAAGGAGCUGCCCGUGGGAACUCACAGAGAGAAUGUAUGAAAGUUUUACAGUAAGAUAACAAACUAACGGUGACAGUUUCCAUCCUUUCCAUCCACCAUGGAUUAGUGCCAAGCACCCACGCCCACAAUUGGUGGCCCAUAGGGGGAUGGAUCCCAACAGGUACACUUAGGGCAGCAGGGGCAGGGCACCAUGCAGGGGGGUGGAAUCACAGCAUUGCAUGGCAAGGGAUCCUUGCUGGCAACCAGAAAGAGGAAAAUGAUCAAUGGCUGCUUUGGAAAGGUAAGGUUCACCACACCCCUUUACCAGCUAACAAAGGGCUGGGUAAAGGGAUCAUGCCAGGGGUUGGAUUCAAGACCCAUCAAACCCAUCCUGUGUCAUGGUCCCCAAGAUGUCGUCAGUGCAAGUUGCAGAUGCUCCUUGCUGAGCUGAACCUCCGGCCUGCAGGUGAGAAAUUGUCAUUUUGAUACGAGAGCAUUUUGAGGAGCAGCUCUCCAUUGUGCAGUCCUUGAGGGGUCUGGAGCUCGUGUCUGUGCUGUGAGGCACGUGCUGGUGCUGGGGUCAGUGCUGGAGCUGCAGCAGUGGCCGGGACUGUGUGACCGGCCCUUGGAGCUGGCUGGCCUCGGGGAGAGCUGGCUGCAGCAGGCGGGGCUGCCCGCCCUCCCCGCCCUGAGCACAUGGUGAGCAUCCACCAGUCUGUGGAGACCUGGAGCCUCGGCCGGAGCACAGCUGUGCUGCAGUGGCGCGGGAGCCCUUCCACGGAGCGAUGAAAUCAGCGGGUGUGGCCAGGAUUCCUCAGCUCCCGCCGGAGCUGUCUGGUGCCUGAUUUAUGGUGGUGUUAUUGCCAGGAUCAUGGCGUUGUCCCAGCAACCGCAGUGCAGCCCCCACCGUCCCUCACCUGGGUGGGAUGGGGCUGGCUGGGUCUCCCCCACUCCGUUGUCAGCCCCGGAGCGGGGGGCAGAGGCCGGGAACAGGCUCCUCGCUCGCCUCUGGCUUCGUGCAGGGGACAGGCUCCCCCUCGGCAGCGGCCCGGCGGAAGGGCCGGUUGUUUACUAGGGCAGAGGGUGUGGGAAGGGGUGAGCGCGCCCUGAGUGCCUUAGCAGAUGGGGAGCAAGCAGGCAGCCAAGUUGGCUGGAGGCUGCGGCGCUCCGCUGUGAGCACCCGUUAGCUCGGCCGCUCGGGCUUCCUCCCGUGACUCAUCCAGCCAGACCCAAGUGGGGAUGAGAGGCUGUGCAAGGGGAUGCCAUGCUCCUGUCUCUGCCAUGCUGUUGCUUCAUCCCAGCAUGGCUGACACUGCAUGACGUGGCCUGCCAGUCUGUGCUCCUUCCUGAGCACAGUCAAUGUCCCUGUCCUGGCGCCCAGUGCAGCUCUGGGGCCUGCUGGUUCCUGGUGUGGGGAGGCCGGGGCUGAGUAGGCAGCGCUGCGCGGGGUGCACGAGGGCCGUGGGCUGUUCGGCGGUAACCGAGCCCGACCCCUUGGCAUUUGCUGCCUUCACCGCUUCCCACGGCGGGAACAAGCGGCGCGUUCUGCAGGCGGCGGCGGGAGAAGAAAGGCCGCCUUGUCCGUCCCAGCAGUGGGGCGCCGGCUGGGGCGGCCGCGCUCCCGCCCCGCAUUCCUGCAGCGGAGCCGGCUGGAGAGGGGCUGCAUCCCCAGCAGGACGGGCUGGGCUGACGAGACAGCCCAUGUCCGGCACCAUCCGGCGUCUCCAGGAAGGCACCAUGGAGGCACCUGGCAGGACCCCCACCAGCCCGACCCACAGGGUGCAGACUGUCAUCCAGAACAGCCCCCUGGACCUGAUUGACACGGGCAAGGGGCUGAAGGUGCAGACAGAGAAGCCACAUUUGGUGAGCCUGGGCAGCGGUCGGCUCAGCACUGCCAUCACACUCCUGCCCCUGGAGGAAGGGAGGACCACCAUUGGCACGGCUGCGGCAGACAUCGUCCUGCAGGGCCCCGGUCUGGCGCCCCAGCACUGCUACAUCGAGAACGUGCGAGGGACACUGACCCUGCACCCCUGUGGCAACGCCUGUGCCAUCGACGGCGUGCCACUGCAGCGGCCCACGCACCUCAGCCAAGGGUGCACCAUCUGCCUGGGCCAGGCCACCUUCCUCCGCUUCAACCACCCUGCUGAGGCCAAGUGGAUUAAGAGCAUGAUCCCCACGGGGGGCAGAAGCCCGUCGGCUCUCUACGGGCUACCAGCAAAAUCCGAGGCCCUGGUGAAUGGUGGCCACCAGGUGUCAGAGCGUGGGUGUCACAGCCACAGCUCCCUUGUCAGCUCCAUCGAGAAGGACCUGCAGGACAUCAUGGACUCACUGGUGCUGGAGGAGUCUGCAUCCCCUGGCAUCCAGAAGCCACCUGCCUGUGGCCGAUCCCCCCUCUCCCCUGUGGUGAAUGGGGGUGGGCGCUGCCUCCUGUCCCCUCCAGCCAGCCCUGGGGCCGCCUCGGGGGGCUCCAGCUAUGAGAACUUCUCUCCCCUCUCCUCCCCAGCCAGCAGCAGUAGCUACACCAGCCCCUCACUCAGCAGCCAAGAGCAGGGCCCAGCCGUGCCGCCCCCUCUCCCACUCCGCUCCUCCAGCUACAACCACACUGUUCAGCCACCCGCUCUGCCUGCUGGGGGUUCUGGUGAGCCUUGGCCAGCCGAGAGGCUCGGGGACCACCGGGCGGGCAGCCCCCGGCUGGCGCCCAGGGUGGCGCCGCGGCCGCGGGGGGCCCUGCAGGAGCGGCCCCCCAGUCCCUUCCGGGAGCCGCGGGACUCGCUGGCCCCCAGCCGGCAGCCCGCCAGCAGGGCGGUCCCCGAGGCCCGGCUGCAGCCCCCCGAGAGCCCACGGGCCGCCCGGAGGAACAUCGAGAGCAUGCGGGAGCUGCCUCCCCUGAGUCCCUCCUUGUCACGCCGGGCUGCCAGCCCCCGGCUGGCCCCUGACGCCCCCUCCCCACAGCCCCGGCUGGGCAGGGAUGUGCCCGGCAGUCCCCGUACCAGGCGCAAGGGCCCGGAGGAGUCGAAAGGUGCUGGGCGCCCUUCUCCCCCACUGCUGCCAGAGAACCCCACACGCCGCCCCAGUUUCAGUACUUCCCUGAGCCCAACAUACGGGCUGGGCUCCUCGGCUGUGCCCUCGCCCCGGCAGAGCCCCCGUGCCCCCAGGAAGCCUUUGGGGGACCCCCGGCUGCCAGCGGGGUCACGGGAGCGCAAGAACAGCAUCACUGAGAUCAGUGACAACGAGGACGAGUUGCUGGAGUACCAUCGGCGGCAGCGGCAGGAGCGGGUUCGGGAGCAGGAGAUGGAGCGCCUGGAGCGGCAGCGCCUGGAGACCAUCCUGAACCUGUGUGCCGAGUACACCAAGACAGGCAGCACGGAGCUCCUGGCUGGUGACACAGAUGCUGGCCAGUGGGUGCCCAGGGGUGCCACGGCUCUGGGCCAUGCUGUGGAAGAGCUGCAGCAGAGGGAGAGCGUGGAGAGGUCAGAUGAGGAGAACCUGAAGGAGGAGUGCAGCAGCACUGAGAGUACCCACCACGAGCACGAGAAGCUGACGGGCCCCCGGGCCAAGGAGGCACAGCGGCUGGAGGAGGAGCGUGCCGGUGUCCUCGGACGCCUGGAGCAGCUCAAGGGUCGUGUCAAGGAGCUGGAGCAGCAGCUGCAGGAGACAUCACGAGAGGCAGAGAUGGAGCGGGCUCUGCUGCAGGGUGAGCGGGAAUCGGAGGUGCUGCGGCUGCGGCAGGAGCAGGAGGCUGUGCAGCAGCUGCAGGAGAAGCUCUCCAGCCUGGACGCCAGCAUCCGCAAGGAGCGGGACAAGGAAAGGGCAAAGGUUGAUGCUGAAAGGAAGGAGCUAGAGCAACUCCAGGCGCUUUACCAUGAGUCGAAGAGCCACCUUGAUAAGUGCCCCGAGUCAAUGCGGGAGCAAUUGCAGGAGCAGAUGCGAAGGGAGGCAGAGGCACUGGAGACGGAGGCCAAGCUGUUUGAGGACCUGGAGUUCCAGCAGCUGGAGCGAGAGAGCCACCUGGAAGAGGAGCGCGAGGCGCGCGGCCAGCAGCUGCUGCAGAGCCGGGCCGAGUGCCACCGGAGCAUCGCGCGCAGGAAGGAGCGCGUGGCUGCCCUGGAUGCCCAGGCUGCCCAGAUUCGGCUUCAGAGCGCCCAGGAGGCCGAGCGCCUGGCCCGGGAGCGGAGCAGCGUCCUGCAGCUCCUGCAGAAGGAGAAGGAGAAGCUCAUGUCUCUGGAGAGGCGAUACCAGCUUGUCACGGGUGGCAGGAGCUUCCCAAAAAUGUCCUCAGCUCUCCGAGAGGAGACCCUCCACAUCUCAGAACCUUAUGAGCUGUUGGAGGGAACUAAGCCCCUGAGCCCCCUGCCAGCAGCAGCUGCCUCCUUAGCUUCUCCUGCCACCUACUCCUACCCCAAGGCACAAGAGGAGUACAUGAGGCUGUCUGACGUUUUCAGGUUCUGCAGCAAUGCACAUGGCCCCAGCCUGGACACUAAAGCUUCUGCUGCUGCCCCUGCUGCCGCUCAGCGCUCUUUCUUGCUUGCUGCAGCUCCCACAGCCAACGAGUAUGUGACUGUUGAGCAGCUCUCUGGUAUCCUGGGCAGCCUCCACACCCCUGCUGCUUCCCUGCUGGGCUGUACCCCUCCGGCUCCUUCAUCCUCAGGCUGUGCUCCUCUUCCUCCUCUUCCAUCUCUCCCUUCUCCCUUCAUCUCUGCAGAGAUGGAGCAGCAGCUGUUGGGAGGCCCGGUGUGUCUCCCGGCUCUUGAUUUAGAGAAGUGGUACCAGGAGGUUAUGGCUGGCUUUGAGACCUCCUCUUCCUCUGUCUCUCCUUCUUCUUCCCCUCCUCCACUUCCAGCUAAAGCUCACUCCUCUCACAAGGCUCUGCAGGUCUAUCGUGCAAAAACAGAGGGUGGUGCUGGUGUCCUCACCCCUCGGAUGAAGAGCGGGACCCCUUCGUCCUCGCAGCUCAACCUCUCCGUGCUGGAGCGCAGCCCCUCCCCCAAGGGCCCCCCCAGCCCGGCGGGCAGCCUGUCCCGCAACCUGGUGGCCACGCUGCAGGACAUCGAGACCAAGCGCCAGCUGGCCCUGCAGCAGAAGGCCCAGCUGCUCCCAGCAGAGCCCUUGCAGCCAGGCAAUCUACCAGGUCGGCAGGUGAUUGAGGAGCAGAAACGGCGGCUCGCAGAGCUGAAGCAGAAAGCAGCUGCUGAGGCGCAGUCCCAGUGGGAAGCCCUGCAUGGGCAGCCCCCCUUCCCCACUGCCUUCCCCCGGCUUGUGCACCACUCCAUCCUCCACCACAGCCGUCCCCAUGGCGCCGGGCCCCGGGCUGAGGAGCUGGACCAUGCAUAUGACACGCUCAGCUUGGAGAGCUCAGACAGCAUGGACACCAGCAUCUCCAUCGGCAACAACUCUGCCUGCUCACCUGACAACAUCUCCAGUGCCAGCGGGAUGGAGACAGGGAAGAUUGAGGAGAUGGAGAAGAUGCUGAAGGAGGCACAGGAGGAGAAGUCGCGGUUGAUGGAGUCCCGGGAGCGGGAGAUGGAGCUGCGCCAGCAGGCGCUGGAGGAUGAGCGCUGGCGGCGGGAGCAGCUGGAGCGCCGGCUGCAGGAUGAGACUGCGCGGCGGCAGAAGCUGGUGGAGAAGGAGGUCAAGCUGCGGGAGAAGCACUUCUCACAGGCUCGUCCCCUGACACGCUACCUCCCCAUCCGCAAGGAGGAUUUCAACCUGCGGCUGCACAUCGAGUCCUCGGGCCACAGCGUUGACACGUGCUACCACAUCAUCCUGACGGAGAAGAUGUGCAAGGGCUACCUGGUCAAGAUGGGUGGGAAGAUCAAGUCUUGGAAGAAGCGCUGGUUUGUCUUUGACCGCAUGAAGCGCACCCUCUCCUACUACGUGGAUAAACACGAGACCAAGCUGAAGGGUGUUAUCUACUUCCAAGCCAUUGAAGAGGUUUACUAUGACCACCUCCGCAGUGCUGCCAAGAGCCCCAACCCCGCGCUCACUUUCUGUGUCAAGACCCACGACCGACUCUACUACAUGGUGGCACCAUCGGCCGAGGCCAUGCGCAUCUGGAUGGACGUCAUUGUCACCGGGGCAGAGGGCUACACCCAGUUCAUGAACUGAGGGCGGUGCUGUGCAUCCCAGAUCCACUUGCUGCAUGGACUUCUGAGCAUCCCAAGCAGCCAGGAGCUCCUGAGGGCACCACGGUCCCUGCUACACUCGUGCCAAGGGCUGUGCACACCGAGGUCGUGGACCUGCAUUGGGCACGCCUGGGUGAUCCUGAGCGUUGCCUGUCCAGGCAACGGAAUAAGUUUUUUUUUAUGUUGACUUUCUAGAAACAAACUUUAUUGGAACAAUAUCAACGUGCUGAAGUGUAAAAAGCUGCCAAAGACCUGCUGGGGCCCGAGCCCUCUGGUUUUGAGGCUGAUGCUGAUCCUUGCUGCCAUAGUGUUCCAGGGAAGGAGAUGGCGAGGGACCCCCGGCCCCGUGCGGCCAGGACGUCCCACUGCGGUCGACUCAGAGCCCUUUUGUAAACCUUUUGUAAUUUCGGAGCCUUGUCCCCCCUGUGUUGGGGCCGGCUGGGGGUUGCGGCUGCCCGGUCAUAAAGCAUUUGUGAACCAGG
Motacilla alba alba is the source of this 7110-nucleotide messenger RNA. It is a transcript of the gene PHLDB1, whose product is annotated as pleckstrin homology like domain family B member 1. Gene Ontology annotation, molecular function: protein binding. The transcript has 27 exons. Gene Ontology annotation, cellular component: basal cortex. The coding region runs from base 1866 to 6611 and encodes 1581 amino acids. NCBI's taxonomy places the organism in Eukaryota, Metazoa, Chordata, Aves, Passeriformes, Motacillidae. Gene Ontology annotation, biological process: regulation of microtubule cytoskeleton organization. The record is from RefSeq and is a predicted model, not a curated record.